Messenger RNA from Cucurbita pepo subsp. pepo (vegetable marrow), 405 nucleotides. RefSeq lists its product as uncharacterized. The record is from RefSeq and is a predicted model, not a curated record. NCBI's taxonomy places the organism in Eukaryota, Viridiplantae, Streptophyta, Magnoliopsida, Cucurbitales, Cucurbitaceae.
AUGGAUAUCAUUGCAACCCCAUCAGCUCAAGGCAUGAGGAGGCUAUGGAGAAGAAGAGGAUACCAAAAGCUAGGAAGUGAUACUCGCACUACAAGAUCAAGGAGCUUCAGGCUUCGGCGACUAUGGCGUUUGAGACGACAAGCUUCAAAGGUGCAGUUGAAAAUAAUGUCACCUUUGAAACUUUUGGCGAAGUUUCACGACACGUAUGUCGAGAUGAUGAUGAAGGUAGCGAAUAGUGUGGGGAAUAUAUAUGCCAUUGGAGCUUUUGGCAAUGGGAAGAGGAUACCAAAACCUCGUAAUCAAGUUUCUCUUGCUACUUGUGAUGGUGAACAUGUUGAUGCCAAGUUCGUCUUGGAAAUCUAUAACAAACUUGCUGCUUCCAAGAACUUGGCUAAUGGUUUUUGA